Molecule: messenger RNA, 1169 nt
Organism: Saccoglossus kowalevskii
Lineage: Eukaryota; Metazoa; Hemichordata; Enteropneusta; Harrimaniidae
Product: THO complex subunit 6 homolog
Biological process (GO): mRNA export from nucleus
Cellular component (GO): transcription export complex; THO complex
Molecular function (GO): protein binding
Source: RefSeq, a predicted model, not a curated record
ACAGACACAACAAACAAACAAACAUCAAUCAUGGCGGACAAAUUUGAGGAAGAUGCGAUAAUGAAGCAACGACAACAACUUCAUAUGACUGUUUUCUCUCAGUGUUUCUCACCAUGCGGUAAAUUUCUUGUCACUGGAAACAAUUUUGGAAGAAUAGCAGUUUUCAGUUUAGUGUCAGCACUGAGUCCAGAUAUCAUAGAAGACUGUAGAAAACCAAUAUUGUCAUUCCAAGGCAGCAGUAGUGCAAUAUAUUCACUAAUAGCAACUGACAAGUUUCUCAUAUGUGGUGGAGAGGGAGAUAUUAAUGCAUGGAAUUGGUCAGACAUAUACAAAAAGACACCUAAAGUAGCGUGGUCGUUAUCAGUGCCUGUCGAUGGUUACUUCAACCAUCCAGAAACCAAUUGCUUGUCGUAUCAAGAAAAGGACAAUCUUCUGUAUUCUGGUUGUGGUGAUAGUAAUGUGUAUGUAUGGGAUUUGGAAUCUGGAACUAGGAAGAACACUCUCAAAGGCCACAAAGAUUAUAUUCAUUGUUUAACAAGUCGAUAUAAUGGGCAGGAAUUGAUGUCUGGGUCUGAAGAUGGCUCUGUCAGGGUGUGGGAUACACGGACUUCAAGUGAAGCUGUCCAUGUCAUUGAACCUUUCAAACAUCAAGAGUGUAGCAGACCUAACCAAGGCAAAUGGAUUGGAUGUAUUGCUGUAGACUCAUCAGAUGAUUGGAUGGUAUGCGGUGGUGGACCAACGUUAACAUCCUGGCACAUGAGAUCUCUGACACCAACUGUAGUAUUCCCAACACCAAACAUCUGUCAAAAACAUGUCAUGUUCCAUGAAGACACAAUUAUAUCAGGAGGUACAUGUUCCAAUGUUUAUCAUUGGACUAUUAAUGGUGACAUGAAAUCGUGCGUUCCUUGUACGCCUACUAGCGUCUAUAGUAUAGCAAUCAAUACACACUCUGAAAAUAAUCGGGUACUGAGUACAUGUGGUAGUGGAUACAAAGUGGACAUCUUCACAAACUUUGGAUACAGAGCAUUUUCACUUCUCUUCAGUUGAUAAAAUCAAUAGUGCCAUAUUGUAUGCUUCAUGAAUGACAGUGAAGCCAUUCCGUCAUAGUGUAAAAUUAAUGCUUUUAUUUAAUAAAACCGUAGUGGUUCACAGAACAUAAGGAGCAACAG